Molecule: messenger RNA, 2939 nt
Organism: Bemisia tabaci
Lineage: Eukaryota; Metazoa; Arthropoda; Insecta; Hemiptera; Aleyrodidae
Product: solute carrier family 25 member 45
Biological process (GO): mitochondrial L-ornithine transmembrane transport
Cellular component (GO): mitochondrion
Molecular function (GO): high-affinity L-arginine transmembrane transporter activity
Source: RefSeq, a predicted model, not a curated record
UCAGCGAAAUCGCAGAAUGUCAACAAUGAAAAACUUUGUAUGUAGUUCAGACAGAGGAUGCACGGAUGUAUCCGUUCAUUCUUUCAAGGUGCCAAACUAAACUUUGAUCUCUUUUUCGUGUCGAAAAUAGCACUUCAUUAGCAUACUCAAAAGUAUUGUGUUCAACGCUGGAAUCGCGGUUGUUUCCACAAUUUCUGUGACUGAAUCCUUGACUCGGAAAUUUCGGUCAAGAGGAAUCUCAAGACUGGCCACCAAAUCGUAUUCCUAUUUUUAAUGAGCUGGUUUGAUUCGUGUGAUUUUGGUGCAGGAUGGUUUGCAGGUGUCAGUCAGAUGGUGGUUGCACACCCUUUAGACACGGUGAAAGUUCGUCUCCAAACUCUACCUCACUUGAAUUUCGUUUCUGUCCUAGUCAACACAGCAAAAGUAGAAGGGGUUCGUGGAUUUUAUCGCGGAUUCCUUUUCCCAUCUUUAACUGCUGGUGUUCUGAACUCGGCUUUCUUUGGAGUUUACGGUAACACACUACGUAUGCUAGAGACAUAUCGGGGUGCAUCAAAUCAUCAAAAAUUAUGUUGUGAUGGAGGCCCUGCCUAUCCUCUGUGGCAUUUGGACUGUUUCACGGCUGGAUGUAUUGCUGGCACUGCAUGUGUAACUCUCUCUACACCAAUCGAAUUGAUUAAAACAAAAUUACAAGCAACUGCCAUAUUUGCCAAGGAAGCCAAUGAGCCCUUGAAACCAGUCGAAUGUGUCAAGUUAAUGUACAGACAUAAUGGACUUAAGGGUCUUUUCAAGGGUUUUCAUAUCAUGGUUUUACGUGAUGUCCCGUCCUAUGGCCUGAAAAUUGUGAUGUACGAGCAUUUGCAGUGUAUGAUGCGGGCCGAUAGGGUCCAUGGUGAAGCGCCAAUGUUCUCAGAAGUCGUUAUAGCAAGUGGUGUUGCUGGUGUCGCAUCCUGGGCUGUGAUCAUUCCUCUGGAUGUUGUCAAGUCUCGAAUUCAGGCCGAUGACAUAAGGAAUCCAAAAUAUUCGGGCAUAAUAGAUUGCUUUGUCAAAAGUUACCGAGCAGAUGGGCUGAAAGUCUUUGGUCGAGGUUUUUGGAUCAUCACUUUCAGAGCUUUUCCCGUCAAUGUUAUUAGUUUUGUUGGCUAUGAAGAAUUCUUAAAAUUCUGCAAAUGGAUGUCACAGAAAUAAGUGCAAUUUGAUUGUUGAUCAUUGUUUUUGUUAUUGUUUAUUGUUACACUCUUUAUUGUUUCAAAAAAUGUUUGCACUUUUGUUGAGGGCAGGCCCGGAUUUGCAUAUUUGCAUCUUUCUUUUUUCUUUCAUCCUUCUUAAAACUCAAAAUUUGCCACCCGUAAACUUUGCCGUUGGAAGCAGCUAUCCCUCCUGCUCUAUAGGGAAAUCCGGGCCUGUGAGGAUGUCUACUUACGCUAAUUAUUCAGUACCUAUCGCAAAACAAUUUUAAUGUCACUAUUUUAAGUUUCUUCUCAUACUAUGAACAAAAUUUUCUACUUAUGAUAGGUAAUUUUAUUUUGAUAGAAAAAAAUCAUCGUCAUUUUCAAAUUCAAGUUUAAGGGACACUUAUUAAUUAGGCUGAGUGUCAUCAACAUGUUUUUGUGAGGGUAUAUAAUUUUCUUCAUGAAAUAUUUAGCUCAUUACAUUCCAAUGAAAACCUCAUUAAAAGAAAGACGGCUCUUUAAUAUCCCGUACCUUCUGUAUGAGGAAAUUUCACUAUCAAUGUCUGUUAAUAAUGUUUUUACAAAGGGGUCUUUGAAGUUUUUUCUCUGAGAUGCUUUUAUUUUGAAGUUUCUGGGACCCGAACGAUUAGAUGUGGGAAUACUUCGCAUGUAAAACAAAUAAUUUUUGGUAUAAAACUAGAGAGGGAACGCAACACUCAUUAUCAACCCUCAAAAUACACAGUUGCUAAAAAAAGAGGAAGAGAAAAGGAUAACUGGACGUUACAAGCCAGCGAUAAAAUAGAGACCCUAUGGUAGUUUCCUAGCAAUUGUGGAAACUUUUACCCUAAUGAAUUCAGCGUUUCAUUUUACAGCAUUUUCCAUGUUCAUAUUCUGAUAGCAGCAUUUGUUGGGGAUGAAUUUUCGGUUUUAGCAGUGACCCUAGCAUACUUGCCAAACAUAUCGAUGACUAAAUGUAAAAAAUGCGUAGCUCAAUUACGACGUUUUAAAAAUCACCAAUCACGUUUAAUUUCUUUCAGACAAAUUGAUCAACAUCAGACAAUUCUAAUUUAGACCGUUGGUUAGUUUUCGUUUAAAAGAGUACAACUGAAGCGGAAACUUACAUCGCAAUCGGAGAUACCUACGGAUUUUUUUACUUUAGCCAUCGAUACGUCCCUUAACAGCCAGUAGGUUGUCAAUGAAGGGUGGAACUCUGAAUGUAGAAAACUCCACCCGUCCCCAAGAGGCUAGUAGAGGGUCUUUACUUGCUACUGCCACCGACAAUGGUUUUGAUCCUUAGUUUAAUUUUAAUUUUUGCUUUAAGUGACUUGUUUUUACAGCUAAAUCAAUUAAAUUUUCGUGCAAAAAUAAUUUAAGCUACGGACAAUAAUUAAAAAUUAGUCAUUUUACUGUAAUUUUGUGCCAUGUACCACUAGUCCAGUGUUUUUCAAACCGCCAUACAUUAAGUUUGUCGCUAAGUAAUGUAACAAUUAAUGUCUUCUUAAGUGGAUCAAAUCAAUGUUACAUUUUGCUACUACACUGAUCAAAUGACCUUGUGCUAACUUCAUAAGUUGAGAAUAUUGUUGUCUUGCAAUUGAUACAUUCCACAAUAUUUUAAAAUCAUUUUAUCAUAUUGGAAAUUUUUUGAAAUAACCUCAGAGUAGAAACUCUGUGUUAGAGAAUUCUGCCAAUUCAAAGUUGAGAAUUUUACAUCAACCUGUUGGGCAGGACUUUCAAAUAUUUUUCCAACAUCUCAAUCACUCGUUCACAUGA